AUGGCGAAACAAUUAAAAGAGCGACACUGCGCGAGAGAAAACAGUGGAGUGAGCUCAGAAGUGCUGAGUGCAUUCCCAUGGAUAGCAUGGUAUAUCUGGAAAGCACGUAACGAGAAAUUCUUUAAGGAUAAGGACAUCUUGCCAUUGGAUUCUCUCAACCUCGCCGUUAAGGAAGCAGAAAGCUGGACGUUAGCGCAGCGAAUAAUAGAGGAACUGGAUGAAAACAAGGAAGAGCAACAAAGAGAAAUAUUGAAGCUAGGAAACAGAGAGGUGCGCUUUGAGUCAGACUGUGCACAACUGAUCAAGGUCGUAAACGAGGAAGAAGAUUGGCCAGCAAUGGCAUCUGAAUUGGAUGAGAUCAAAGCUUUAUCUGCAGACUUUAUUGACUUCUCUAUAGCAUACAUUCCAAGAUUAUCGAACUUCCGUGCCGACUCUCUUGCUAAAGGAGGAAGAUCACGCGUAUUCGGCUCUUCUUUCGUCAACUGCUUUGCACCAAGUUGGCUAGCUCCUUACGCUGACCAAGAAGUUGCUAACUAG
Brassica oleracea var. oleracea is the source of this 537-nucleotide messenger RNA. RefSeq lists its product as uncharacterized. The record is from RefSeq and is a predicted model, not a curated record. The transcript has 3 exons. NCBI's taxonomy places the organism in Eukaryota, Viridiplantae, Streptophyta, Magnoliopsida, Brassicales, Brassicaceae. Bases 1 to 537 code for a protein of 178 amino acids. Gene Ontology annotation, molecular function: nucleic acid binding; RNA-DNA hybrid ribonuclease activity.